Molecule: messenger RNA, 305 nt
Organism: Heterocephalus glaber (naked mole-rat)
Lineage: Eukaryota; Metazoa; Chordata; Mammalia; Rodentia; Bathyergidae
Gene: Defb124
Product: defensin beta 124
Biological process (GO): positive regulation of chemokine (C-C motif) ligand 5 production; positive regulation of monocyte chemotaxis; cellular response to peptidoglycan
Cellular component (GO): extracellular region
Source: RefSeq, a predicted model, not a curated record
UCCUCACCUCUGGAGUUCUCUUAGGCCUCCACAGGAGCUCCAUUGCCAUGACACAGCUGCUUCUGCUCAUUGUCGCUCUCCUGGUCCUGGGUCAUGCCCCACCAGGGAGAACUGAAUUCAAACGAUGCUGGAAGGGCCAAGGGACCUGCCGGACGUAUUGCACAAGACAAGAAUCCUUUAUCCACUUGUGCCCAGAUGCAUCCCUGUGCUGUCUCUCCUAUAUGUUCCGGCCCUCACGUCCCCCCAUGCCUGAGGAUGAGUAGCUGCUUCUGAACUGAGCACCCUUGCUCUCCAAUAAAACACAG